Molecule: messenger RNA, 945 nt
Organism: Talpa occidentalis (Iberian mole)
Lineage: Eukaryota; Metazoa; Chordata; Mammalia; Eulipotyphla; Talpidae
Product: olfactory receptor 6N2-like
Exons: 1
Coding region: 1-945 (314 amino acids)
Biological process (GO): G protein-coupled receptor signaling pathway
Cellular component (GO): membrane
Molecular function (GO): G protein-coupled receptor activity; olfactory receptor activity
Source: RefSeq, a predicted model, not a curated record
AUGGACCAUGUCAACCACACGUGGACCCAGAGCUUCAUCCUGGCUGGUUUCACACUCCCUGGGACCCUGAGGCCACUGGCAUUCUUGGGAACCCUGUGCAUCUACCUCCUCACCCUGGCGGGCAACUUGUUCAUCAUCAUCCUGGUGCAGGCAGACUCGGGGCUGGCCACACCCAUGUACUUCUUCAUCAGCGUGCUCUCCUUCCUGGAGCUCUGGUAUGUGAGCACCACGGUGCCCCUGCUGCUGCACUCCUUGCUCCAUGGGCGUUUCCCCAUCCCGCCAGUGGCAUGUUUCCUCCAGCUCUAUGUCUUCCACUCCUUGGGCAUGACCGAGUGCUACCUGUUGGGUGUCAUGGCGCUGGACCGCUACCUUGCCAUCUGUCGCCCACUGCACUACCACGCUCUCAUGAGCAGGCAGGUUCAGCUGUGGCUGGCGGGGGCAUCGUGGGCAGCUGGCUUCUCAGCUGCAGUGGUGCCAGCCAGUCUCACGGCUACUCUGCCCUUCUGUCUGAGAGAAGUGACCCAUUACUUCUGUGACCUGGCACCACUGAUGCGGUUGGCAUGUGUGGACACAGGCUGGCAUGAUCAGGUUGAUGGGGCAGUGAUUGGUGUGGCCACAGGCUGCAACUUUGUGUUCAUCCUGGGUCUCUAUGGGGGAAUACUGAGAGCUGUGCUGAAGCUGCCCUCAGCUGCCAGUCGUGCCAAGGCCUUCUCCACCUGCUCCUCCCACAUGACUGUGGUGGCGCUGUUUUAUGCUUCUGCUUUCACAGUUUAUGUCAGCUCACCAGGGAGUCACCCUGAGGGUGCAGACAAGUGCAUCGCCUUGGUGUAUGCUCUUCUCACCCCGUUCCUCAAUCCCAUCAUCUACACCCUUCGCAACAAGGAGGUGAAGGAGGCUGUCAAGAGGGUUGCUGAGAGGAUCAGGGCUAUUUUAAAGGGGCCCUGA